AUGCUUUUAUUCUCAAUCAUUCACACCACAGCUCAUUACGUUAAUUUCUUCAACGUUGAAAAAUCACAAAUUCGACCUACCACCGCCAUCAAGAUUCACUACACCCAAGCUGGUGGCAUCACUGGUCAUGUCAUGCUUUUCUGUAUGCUCCUUAUGUACACCACUGCCCAUCACAAGAUUCGCCAGCAGUGCUUUGAGGCAUUUUGGUAUACCCAUCAUCUUGCUCUUAUCUUCAUCCUCGCCCUUUAUACACACGCUGUUGGGUGUUUCGUACGUGACACUGCUGAGCCAUUCUCCCCCUUCGAUGGUGACAUCUUCUGGAAGCAUUGCAUUGGAUAUCAAAGUUGGCGAUUUACCCUUUGGACCUUUGGCAUCUAUUUCUUUGAGCGUGUGUGGAGGGAAAUCCGGGCCAGAAAACAGACUGAAAUCACUAAAGUGGUUAAACACCCGUACGGUGCCAUGGAGCUUCAAUUCAAAAAGUCUUCAAUGAAGUACAAAUCCGGCCAAUAUCUUUUCCUCAACGUCCCAGCCAUCUCAAAGUACCAAUGGCACCCGUUCACGAUCACCUCGUGCCCAUCAGACCCAUACAUUUCAGUUCACAUUAGACAAGUUGGUGAUUUCACCAAGGCUCUUGGAGACAUGCUUGGCGCUGGAGCAGACGCAAAAGGAUUCGAAAAUUUAGAUCCUAUGGGGCAAUACGAAAUUGCCUGUCAGAACGGAGCUCAGAUGCCAACCCUUAGAAUCGACGGACCAUACGGUGCACCUGCAGAGGAUGUCUUUGAUAAUGAGAUUGCUGUUCUCAUCGGUACAGGUAUCGGUGUUACUCCUUGGGCAUCUAUCUUGAAGAGCAUCUGGCAUAAACGCAACGCGCCUGGGGGUUCUGACAUGCGCCUCCGUCGUGUUGAGUUUAUUUGGGUUUGUCGUGAUAUCUCUUCUUUUGAAUGGUUCCAAACACUUCUUUCCUCGCUCGAGAGACAAGGGGGGGCCAACUCCACCGACUUCUUGCGUAUCCACACAUAUCUCACCCAAAGACUUGAUGUCGACACCGCACAGAACAUUGUAUUGAACAGUGUUGGGAUGGAAGUCGACCCGUUGACCCAGCUUAGAACCGGUACUCAAUAUGGGCGUCCUGACUUCCCGAAGCUUUUCGCCACAAUGAGAGACGGGAUCAUGGAUCAAAGCUAUAUUGGAUUAGAAGGUACUCUGAAGACAAACGUUGGUGUCUAUUUCUGCGGACCUAGCGUAGCAGCAAGAGAUAUUAGGAAGGCAUGUAAUGCGGCGUCGACGCCGGAUGUUAAUUUUGGUUUCUGGAAGGAACAUUUCUAA
Morchella sextelata is the source of this 1326-nucleotide messenger RNA. RefSeq lists its product as uncharacterized. The record is from RefSeq and is a predicted model, not a curated record. Gene Ontology annotation, molecular function: superoxide-generating NAD(P)H oxidase activity. Lineage: Eukaryota; Fungi; Ascomycota; Pezizomycetes; Pezizales; Morchellaceae. Bases 1 to 1326 code for a protein of 441 amino acids. The transcript is spliced from 4 exons. Gene Ontology annotation, cellular component: NADPH oxidase complex; plasma membrane. Gene Ontology annotation, biological process: defense response; superoxide anion generation.